GUAGGCGUCUAGUUAACUUGCUUGCAUGUCGUCACCGCUAUCAGAGCCACCACUUCAACGCUGUAUUCGGGUCCUCCGUCUGGAUCCUUUCGUAUUUUUAUGGACUGAAUUGAAUGACGUUUUAUCACAGACAGUGCAUGAGGUAGCAUGAUUGUGGACUUGAAUAGGCUAUCAGGCAGCUUUACAAGAGGCUUGACAGUCUUGACCAGGGAGCAUGGUCCACUGUUACGUUCAAUGGUGGAGCACCCCUGCCCAAAGCCCUGGAUUGGUGGGUCGUCGAUUGUGGCAUCCUACGUUGAAUGCUCAUGACAUCACUGUGCAGAGUAGGAAGAGGACUCGUCGAUGGAGAGAUGACGUCGACAGCUCCCAGCUCGAUGGCGGGAGUAUAAGGGACGGGGAGCGAUCACAGCGAGGCUCCACCUUUGCUAGAAUCCCCCGUUUGCAACUCUGACCCGGUUCUAUUGCUCUCACGAAGUCACGACUUGAACCACGACGACCACGACUUGAACAACAACGACCAUGACCCUUCCCACCGCACCCAAGGACAUUUCUGACCACCCUACCAAGGGCUCUGUCGCCGAGCCCGUCGACAGACCCAAGCUCGAGAAGGAUGUCGACCGCAAGCUUCGUUUCUACGGCGUCAUCAGUGCCUUUAAGCAGUCACGCAUGCCUACUAACGACCAGAUCGACCACACCCUUAAAUACGUCCUCACCCACUCUCCCGUCCCCGAGAACGACCUGAGCCAAGAUGGCAAAAAACUAGUCCAAGACUCCCGCGAUAUUAUUGAGACCAUGCGUCUCAUCGUUCAGGAAAAGAACCGCGACGAGCUCUUCCAGAAUUUCGUAUGGCACACCAGGGAUACCGACUUUGACCAGGCGAAGAAGGACCCCAACGAUGUCAUCCCUGUCGACAAGGAAAAAGCUAAAUCUGACGGCCAACAGGCCGCUCAACACCUUCGCGUUCUCCUAUCUCUCAUUCUCACUAAUGCCGAGGUCCGCAAGCUUCUGAGCGACUUCUCCGUCAUUGGUCGUGACUUGCUCGCUCGAGGGGCGGGCAAGGUGGCUGAGAUGGCUCGGCCUGACCAGGAGGCACUCAGAAAGGUCAACGAGAGCGCACCCGACGAUCAGUUUGUCACCGAGGGUGGGCGUAUCGCUGGCCCUAACGAGACUCCAGUUCUCGAGGCUAAGCUUCCUGGUACCAACACCACUGUUCGUCAGAACCCUCGCGAUGAGCCAGGUACCGGUGCCAAAGUCGUGCAAGAGGACGGCACUGUCAAGAGCGGUGCCGAAGCGAAGGACGAAGUGCAGCACAAGGGCUCGGAGCUUGCAGAUCGUGCACAGUCCGAAGUUAAUCGUCAAAAGGAGGAUGUGAAUGGAACCGCGAAUGGAGCUGUGAACGGUGAAACUCUGCCGAACAACCGUGAAGAGGCAGAGGUGAAGAAGAAGGGCAUGAUGAACAAGAUGCGUGGACUGCGUGAUCAACUUACGGACCGCAUCCCACAAGAACAGAAAGACCGCGCCAAUGAUCAUGCCGAACGCAGCAAGAAGUUCUUCAUGGAAGAGUACUUCCCGGAAGAGAGACGCGAUCAGUUUAUCUAUCGUGGCAAGAAGGUAAUCGUUGAGUGUCAGAAGCACAAGGAUUAUCAGGAGGGCAUUAGGUGGCUCUUGGAGUAUUUGGGGGAGUAUGCUUCUCAUGGGCGCAGCGCCCUCAACAAUGGCAAAGAGACGCAGAAGUCCGCCACUUCUGAUAGCUCUCUGCAACAGGCUACCUCGGAGCUUCGCACUUUGCUUGAGCGGUUUGCUAAUGGGAAGAGUUUGAGUGUUAUUGGAGAUGCGUUGAGGGUCCUGUACGACGAUUCGCAGAAGGAUGAAGAGUUGAAAGAGUGGUUCAAGAGUGUAGAUGCCUACAUUCGCAAGGUUCUUCUUGAGCCGGGUUACGUCCUGGACUCUGAUUGCAAUAGUCAGGCGAAUCAGUUGCGCGAGGGUGGACGACAGUUCUAUGAUGAGAAGUACAAGAGUCACUUUGAUAAUCUCUUUUCGACUGCGGGUGAUUGGUUCCGCGCUUUCGGCGAUGACCCGCUCAACAAGCGGUUCGGUGAGGAUUGGGCUCGACUCACGAAGGAUCUGCUGUUCGACGAUGAAGGAAGUCUCAAGUUCAAGAGUGAUCUCUGGAUGGAUGUUCGGAAGGUCAUCUUGCCUAGUAUCAUCGACCAGGUCGGAUACGUGCCAAUCCCUCGUAUCGAGUACACGGAUGAUGCACUCGAUAUCGUCAUUGAGAAUCUGGCGCUGUCGGGACGUAACCUGUUCCCAAACAUUGUUUCGGUCGAGGCGCACAACUUUGUCAAGUUCAGUCCUUACAAUGCCAUCCAGGACGAAUCCUUCCACGAGUUCACCUUCACGUUCGCCCAAAUCCAAUCGGAUAUGAAAGACGUCGCUUUCUACUUCCGCAAGAAGACCGGCAUCAAACUCACCGACUCGGGUCUGGCAGAUGUCCUCCUUGGCGGGUCAGGUCUCACCGUCACAGCGCACGUUCGAUCCUCCUCGGACCCAGCUUCCGUAUUCACAGUCAAGGAUGUCCACGUCAAAGUCGACACCCUGAAAUUCAGCAUCCGUGAUUCAAAGCAUGACACGCUUUAUAAUACGUUGAGGCCGCUUGCGACAGGAUUGGUGAAGAAACAAUUGCAAAAGGCUAUCGAGGGCGCUGUCCGGACUGGGUUGGAGUAUGUGGAUGGACAACUCGUGGGAGUCAGGGAUCGCAUGAAAGAGGCGGAGGCUAGUGAGGAUAAGACCCGAACGCAGGUUUUGCAGGAGAUGUUCCAGCGCGAGAAGGACGAAGCUGCGAGUGGGAAGUCGAAGGUGGAUGAGAAGCAUGCGCAGUUCAAAGUAGUUUCUAAGAGGGAUAGCGUCAUCGUUGAUGCUGGACAUCCGUCAGGAUGGAUCAAUAGGACGACUGAGCGCGAGGAGACUGCUUUGAAGGGGAAUGAAUGGAGGAGUGAUGCGUUCAACAUCGUCUAGAUCGGGAUGGUUGUGAUGUUGGUUGGAUGAUACCCCAUAUGAUUUUGUCUUCCUUGUUUCCCCUCUUUGUUUUUCGACUUUUCCUUGUUUCAUUUUGGUGUACUCAGUCGUGGCCUAAUAUUUGUUUACUCUACGCUACAUAAUUUCUCUAUGCAUUCACGGUGACCAUGAUAGCCGUUCUGUAAAUUCUUCUGCAAUGUGAGCACCUUGGAAGUAACCCUC
Messenger RNA from Somion occarium, 3237 nucleotides. NCBI's taxonomy places the organism in Eukaryota, Fungi, Basidiomycota, Agaricomycetes, Polyporales, Cerrenaceae. The record is from the annotation of a GenBank genome assembly.